AGUGAGUGAGGUGCGAAGGAGAAAGAGAAAGUUUUCCGCAACAUGUCGCGCUUGAGAUGGUUUCGCGGCGAACGCGUACGCGAGAAAUGUCAUUUUCAAGAAACCAAAAUCCAAAUUCCUCGCGAAGAAUGAAUAGUCGUUGAAUUGUUGCACAUACAUACGGCAAAAGUACGGUUCUCGAUCGGAUUCUACUGAGCCGCCCAAAAAUUAACCUACAACAAAAGGCAACACAGCAGCAGCAGCAGCAGGAGCAGCAGCAGCAGCAGCAGCAGCAGCAGCAGCAGGAGCAGCAGCAGCAGCAGCAGCAGCAGCAGCAGCAGCAGUAGCAGCAGUAGCAGCAGUAGCAGCAGCAGCAGAGAGCAACAACACGAAGAAGAAAAUGCCGCGUACCAAAGGCUCGCCGCAAAAAUGCGUCAAGACUGCAAACUGUCAUCCGUCAGCGAAUACGUGGGUGUUCCUCAUGAAGGGAGAUAAUCUAGAUGAUACAGAUGAUGGCCAACCAGAAGUUGUAAAGCUCAGACAUCCAGCCUCUAGCAAACCAGCUAUAUUUGUAUUUAGUCCUGGAAAUAUUACAGUCCAGGAAGUUUUAAUGUUUGAUGAAAGCAAACGAUCUUGGUUUAUUGACAAUAAUGUUAAAUCUGAUGGCAAGUUGCAUCUAUCAACACCAAUUGAUCCAAUGUUUUUAGUCUUACCAUACUUAAGAAAGUCACAGUUAGCACAACCUUUAGAACAAUGUUUGUGGGAUGAGGAUUAUCCAGAGACGUCACGCCUUGCCCAAUGUAAAAAUUUGAAGCUGUCAUUAGUAGCUGAUCGUAAGGGAGAUGAGUCCUUGCAAGCUUUUAAAUUUAAUGAGGAAAAAUCAUUAAAAUGGUUACAGAAGAAGGUAGAAAGAGUAGCAGAUGUGUUAAAACAGAAAGGAAUUCAUGUGUCCCAAGGGGCUAUGAGUGCUACCUAUGUUAAAAGUACUAAAUUUGAAACUGGUACAGAGGCAGAAUACUUGAAAUAUGCACAUGGUAUUGUAUCGGAAUACCUUGCGGAAGAUCUAUCAAAACAGUUGGCGCAAUAUAUGAAUAUACCUGAUGAAGCAGAGGGUAAAAAGCGCAAAUUAAGUAAUCCAAAAAUUGAGCCUGAAGAGAAACGACCAAAGAGAGAUUCCUUAAAAGAAAGCCCAACACCAAAAGCAAAGAUGAAGGAAUUAACUAAGCCAGAGAAGAAAAAUGCUACUCCUGGCAAAAAAGAAUUAGCCAAACAGAGAGCAGCAGCAGGAUCUAAGAAUAUUUCCAGUUUCUUCAAAAAGAAAUAAAUUUUAAAGUAAUACAAUUUUCAAGGACAAUUUUAAAGAUUAAUGCGUUUAUACAAGCAUUUGUCAUAAUGUCCUAAAGAUUUCUUUUACUCUCUAUAUGUGUACAACUAUAUACAAAUAAAGUAAAAGUCCGUCUCA
Messenger RNA from Harpegnathos saltator (Jerdon's jumping ant), 1441 nucleotides. RefSeq names its product ribonuclease H2 subunit B. The record is from RefSeq and is a predicted model, not a curated record. The coding region runs from base 380 to 1303 and encodes 307 amino acids. NCBI's taxonomy places the organism in Eukaryota, Metazoa, Arthropoda, Insecta, Hymenoptera, Formicidae. Gene Ontology annotation, cellular component: nucleoplasm; ribonuclease H2 complex. The transcript is spliced from 5 exons. Gene Ontology annotation, biological process: RNA catabolic process.